GGCCCGGGAACCUGCAUGGGCGGCCCGGCCCGGCCCCGCGCGCGCCGCUGCCUCACGGGCCCCGCGGCGCCCCGCGCAUGCGCGCAGCCCGCCCGGCGCGCCGAGUGCAGGUUGCGGGGCCCGGCGCUUCCAGAACGUUCUGGAACGCGCGCGCCCGCCCGGGGUCAGGGGGCGGCUCCGCCUCGCCGCCGGGCACCGCGGGGCCCCCGAGGCGGCCGCCAGCCAGCGGGGCGCGGGGGCGGGGCGGGGCGGGGAGCGCGGCAGCGGCGGAGGCAGCGGCAACGGCGGCGGCAGGGCCGGGCCCCGCCCCGGGGCUGGGCCGCCGGUGGCGCAUGCGCAGGCGCUGCCCUUCUGCGGCGGGCACGGGGCGCUCGGGGCGGCGGCGGCAGCAUGGCAGGAAAAGCAUUUAGGAAGUUCCUUCCCCUGUUUGAUCGUGUUCUGGUAGAACGAUGUGCAGCUGAAACUGUAACCAAAGGAGGAAUCAUGAUUCCAGAAAAAGCUCAAGGGAAAGUGCUACAAGCAACAGUAGUGGCAGUUGGAUCGGGAGCCAGAGGAAAGGAUGGUGAGAUACAUCCAGUGAGCGUUAAAGUUGGUGAAAAGGUUUUGUUACCAGAAUAUGGUGGUACAAAGAUUGUACUAGAAGAUAAGGACUACUACUUGUUUAGAGAUGGUGACAUCCUUGGGAAGUACCUGGACUGAAGUUGGUUGCAGUAGCAGUCAUCCAUUCCACUAAAAUACUGAAAUCCUUUCUUUCAUCAUGUAAAUAAUGUCCUUUAUUUUAUAAUAUGCAGGCAUUGACUCUCUGAAAUAACUUGUGAUCUCACUGUAAUGAUGGAACACAAAUAAAAGUGUGUGCAGUCAGAA
Anas platyrhynchos (mallard) is the source of this 864-nucleotide messenger RNA. RefSeq names its product MOB-like protein phocein. The record is from RefSeq and is a predicted model, not a curated record. NCBI's taxonomy places the organism in Eukaryota, Metazoa, Chordata, Aves, Anseriformes, Anatidae. Gene Ontology annotation, molecular function: protein folding chaperone; ATP binding; metal ion binding. Gene Ontology annotation, cellular component: mitochondrion; mitochondrial matrix.